Messenger RNA from Colletotrichum spaethianum, 1833 nucleotides. RefSeq lists its product as uncharacterized. NCBI's taxonomy places the organism in Eukaryota, Fungi, Ascomycota, Sordariomycetes, Glomerellales, Glomerellaceae. Gene Ontology annotation, molecular function: DNA-binding transcription factor activity. The record is from RefSeq and is a predicted model, not a curated record. The coding region runs from base 1 to 1833 and encodes 610 amino acids. Gene Ontology annotation, biological process: regulation of DNA-templated transcription. The transcript has 2 exons.
AUGGUCUCAACGUACCAGAUGCCGGCUUACUACAGAUCCACACCUUUGACUGUAGACACAACACAAGCGCAAAAGUACUACGAAGAGGAGGACCACAGCAUCUUGGACGAAAGCAUCUUGGACCACAGCGCACUCGACUCGGGUCUGGAAAUGUCGCCUCCCAUGGCUGGUAGCCGAAGGGAAUCCUUCGCUGUUGGCGGCUCUCUCUUCUCGCCCAAGACGGAAGACUGGCAAUCAGUCGACAUGCAAUCCGUGCCGUCCAACAACCCGUUCCUCGAGCAGCACAACAACAACAACCCUUUCAUGCGCCUCGACCAUGCUCAGCCCUCUCCUUUCGGCCACCAAGGCAACGCCUGGUCCUUGAGCAACACAUCCGGCUCCUGCACUCCCCUGCAGCAGUUCGAUGGCAUGCCGGCCGAAUACGACAACGGCACGCCCAUGUUCCAAAGACCCGUCCAAGGCCAGACGCCCUUCACCAACCCUACCGGCCAGAUCAACAUGUUCGCGCCCAUCGGCUCAGGGAACCAGUCCAUUCCGACCUCGCCGCAAAAGGGCUGGCUCGGCCAGGCCGAGUCCAUGGCCAAGAAGAUGCGCCCUGGGAGCCCUACCAUCCGCUCGCACAACGACAUGAGGAGAGGUGACGGUAUCCGGAAGAAGAACGCCCGCUUCGACAUCCCUGCCGAGCGCAACCUCAGCAACAUCGAUCAACUCAUCGCCCAGUCCACCGAUGAGCAGGAGAUCAAGGAGUUGAAGCAGCAAAAGCGACUGUUGAGGAAUCGACAGGCAGCCCUUGACUCUCGCCAAAGAAAGAAGCAGCACACUGAGCGCUUGGAGGAUGAGAAGAAGCAGUUCACCGCCGUCCUCACCGACAUGGAGGAGGAGAUGGCCGACAUGAGGAAGCAGAUGGAGCAGCUGUUGAGGGAGAAGCAGUUCAACCAGGAGUACAUUGAGUCGCUCACGAUGGAGAAGGAGGAGAUGAUCCGCUCUCACACGAUCGAGACGGGCGAGCUCCGCAAGAAGGUCAGCGUCCUCACCGACCACGUCCAGCGUCUCGAGAACGCAGCCAUGACCGCCCCCGCCAACAACGCCUUCGUCUCCAACUACGACGACAUGGACGGCAUGACCAUGCCCGGCACCUGGGACAACGUCAGCUUCCUCGGCGAGUACCCCAUGGAGCAGGAAGUCAAGCAAGAGCUUCAGGUCGUCCCGGCCAAGAAGGCCGACACCUCCUUCCCUGCCGAAUCCGAGAAGUCCUCGUCGCAGGGCGGCAUCCUCUUCAUGCUCUUCCUCGUCGGUGCCUUUGUGCUGUCGAGCCGGUCCACCCCCUCCAUCCCACGGGUGUCGGAAGAUGUCCGCGCUGAAGCCGCCACGCUCCUCGAGAACGUCUUCAAGGACGCCGGCAUCAACGAGGCAUCCAACACCAUGAACGCCGUCGCUCCUCAGCCUUCUGGCGGUUCGUGGGUGGACAACUCCGCCGUGUCCAUGGGCGACACGUCCAUGGGCGGCGUCGCACCGUCGAUGCUCGGCCAACUCGGUGACUCACUCACCCAGCCCACCGAUGAGCAGACCAACGAGCAGCUCUUUGGCCUCUCGGCUGCCCAGUACAACGGCGUCAACGCCCAGGACUUCCUCAAUAACGCCCCCGAGCGUUCCACAAGCCAAGGACGCAAGAACCUCGCCGACGCCCUCGCGGCGAUGCGAAACACAAAACAGUCCGCGGCCGAAGUCUACACUAGAUCUCUCCUUUGGGAUCAAAUCCCCAGCGAAGUCGUCAGGAACUUUGCCAAAAUGGUGUCGGAAAGCAACAGCGCCAAAGUGGGCGCUAACGAAUAA